AUGACUGAAAUUAAUAAUGCUCCUACCUCCGAUCAAAUUGAUAAAGAAAAAGUAAGCGAAACUGAAACUAAUCAUGAAAAUGUAUCUGAUGAAAAGACCGUUACCACUGAAAUUAUCAAAGUUCCUAAAACUAAAGCUGAGCCGUUAGCUGAUUAUUCUCUUAUUUCGAUAAAAUACCCUUCAGUGAAUCAGUUUUCACUAGAUAAAGAAGUACCAGAGAUCAAUUUACUUGGAAAUCAAGCGACCAUCCAAACAAUUGCAGCAAAAACUGAAGAAAAAUCUGUUAAGUUGCAAGGAGAUACUACAACACCAGCAACUCCACCGAAUGCAUCUGAAUCUGAAGAUGCUAAAAAGAGAAGGCGUUCAAGUAAUACACUCAAGAUCGGUCCUAACGUUCCUUUUGAUGACGUAAUUACCAACCCAGGACUUAUACGUGUUUUUAAUACCGAACAUGCUGGAUUACUCAUUUAUUUAUCAACAAGAAUUAAUCAAUUGAUUGACGCAUGUUUUCAUACUCAGCUUAAUAGUGUUAUUUCAUCGAACGCUUACUUAAUACUCAGCUCUCAGAAGAAAACAAUCAUAUCUGCGUUUCUUCAAGCAGAUUCAUUUCAAUCAAUUGGCGCUGAGCUGUUUAUUCCCGAAGAAUUGGAUUACCCAAAUGUUGGAAGGUUUACUGGUAUUAUUUCUGGAAUCAUCGAUAAUUAUCCAGAUAAAAUCAUUGAUAAACUCGGAUUCUUGCCUCGCUUAGUUCAUCAUUGCUACUUCCCAAACGUUGCAUCUUUACUCUUCAAACUGGUCAAAGAUACUCCUCAAAUGAAAAAUGUUCAUAAAUACCUCAAUAACUUUGGCUUGCAUGAGAUGAUUAUACGAGAAAUGGAGUCAUUUAAGCAUGUUGAUUACAAGACAGACUUGGAAUACUUCAAAAGCCGUGCUGUUUACAGAAUGGCAAAUUUAUUCCAUUUAAUUUCACUUGCAAGUCAAGUUAAAACACUUGAAAAGCAUUACAAAACAGUUUACUUCCUAUCACAAUGUGAGAAAACGUUCCAUCCAAAAGAAUUUAUGAUUGAUGACGAAAAAUGGACUUUAAUCUUAUCUCUUACAAGUGACAACUAUGCUGAUAACCUUUCAAACUUCAUUUUAUCAGCAGUUGAAGUCCUCAAAACAGCUUCAAAUGAGAAAUUCCAUCAAUCUAGUUAUUUUGCUUUAUUAUUUUUAUCCCAAAUGCUCAGAUUCAACAAGCAUACAUCAGAAUUACUUAUUGAAUUUGGAUUUGUCCCACUGUUAUUGAAAUUAAUGUUCAAAUAUUCAUAUAACAAUUAUUUUGUUGAAGCAUUUCGUAAAUUCAUACUCUUGUCAUUGAAGUAUGAACUAUUAAUUAAGCAAAUCAUUCAAUUAGUCCUUCCUGCGCUUCUGGCCUUUGCAAAUGACCCAAGAGAGGUAAAUCUUACAGCUUCCAUCCAUUACUUGGUACAAGUCUUCGAAAAGAACAAGAAAGAAUACAAAUAUCUUGGAAAAGAACUCAAAAAUUUGCCUGAUUAUGACGAGUAUUUGAAUAAUGAGUACAAAGUCAAAUUGAAACUAUAUGACAGCAACUAUGGCGAAUCCUAUAAAGGCCAACUUAAAGAUUUACUCGGAGAAUAA
Messenger RNA from Trichomonas vaginalis G3, 1641 nucleotides. RefSeq names its product armadillo (ARM) repeat-containing protein family. The coding region runs from base 1 to 1641 and encodes 546 amino acids. The transcript has a single exon. NCBI's taxonomy places the organism in Eukaryota, Parabasalia, Trichomonadida, Trichomonadidae. The record is from RefSeq and is a predicted model, not a curated record.